AUGUCCACGCCCACAGACCCUGGUGCGAUGCCCCACCCAGGGCCUUCGCCAGGGCCCGGACCCUCUCCUGGACCAAUUCUCGGACCUAGUCCAGGACCCGGACCAUCCCCAGGUUCCGUCCACAGUAUGAUGGGGCCAAGUCCUGGACCCCCGAGUGUCUCGCACCCUAUGCCUGCAAUGGGGUCUGCCGACUUCCCGCAGGAAGGCAUGCAUCAGAUGCAUAAGCCCGUUGAUGGUAUGCACGAUAAGGGGAUUGUAGAAGAUAUUCAUUGUGGAUCCAUGAAGGGCACUGGUAUGCGGCCACCACACCCAGGAAUGGGCCCUCCCCAGAGUCCGAUGGAUCAACACAGCCAAGGUUAUAUGUCGCCACACCCAUCUCCGUUGGGAGCUGCAGAGCAUAUCUCCAGCCCUAUGUCGUCGGGAGGUGGCCCGACCCCACCCCAGAUGCCACCCAACCAGCCAGGGCCUCUCAUCCCAGGAGAUCCACAGGCAAUGAACCAGCCCAACAGAGGUCCCUCGCCUUUUAGUCCUGUCCAGCUGCAUCAGCUUCGAGCUCAGAUUUUAGCUUACAAAAUGCUGGCCCGGGGCCAGCACCUCCCUGAAACACUGCAGCUUGCAGUCCAGGGGAAAAGGACGUUGCCUGGCAUGCAGCAGCAGCAGCAGCCACAGCCGCAGCAGCCCCAGCCCCAGCCACAACAGCCGCAGCAGCAGCAGGCCCUUGUUAACUUCAGCAGACCAUCUGGUCCUGGGCCAGAGCUGAGCGGCCCAAGCACCCCGCAGAAGCUGCCUGUGCCCGCGCCCAGUGGCAGGCCCUCCCCAGCGCCUCCCGCAGCAGCUCAGCCUCCCGCAGCCGCAGUGCCCGGGCCCUCAGUGUCGCAGCCAGCCCCGGGGCAGCCCUCACCCGUCCUGCAGCUGCAGCAGAAGCAGAGCCGGAUCAGCCCCAUUCAGAAACCACAAGGCCUGGACCCUGUGGAGAUUCUCCAGGAGCGGGAAUAUAGACUUCAGGCUCGCAUAGCUCACAGGAUACAAGAACUGGAAAAUCUACCUGGCUCUUUGCCACCAGAUUUACGAACCAAAGCAACCGUGGAACUGAAAGCACUUCGGUUACUCAAUUUCCAACGUCAGCUGAGACAGGAGGUGGUGGCCUGCAUGCGGCGAGACACAACGCUCGAGACGGCUCUCAACUCCAAAGCGUACAAACGGAGCAAGCGCCAGACCCUGAGGGAGGCCCGCAUGACGGAGAAACUGGAGAAGCAGCAGAAGAUUGAACAGGAGAGGAAGCGCCGGCAGAAACACCAGGAAUACCUGAACAGUAUUUUACAACAUGCAAAAGAUUUUAAAGAGUACCAUCGCUCUGUGGCUGGGAAGAUCCAGAAGCUUUCCAAAGCCGUGGCAACUUGGCACGCCAACACUGAAAGGGAGCAGAAGAAAGAGACAGAGCGGAUCGAAAAGGAGAGAAUGCGCAGACUGAUGGCUGAAGAUGAAGAGGGCUAUCGAAAACUAAUUGAUCAAAAGAAAGACAGGCGAUUAGCUUACCUUCUGCAGCAGACCGAUGAGUAUGUGGCCAACCUGACCAGCCUGGUUUGGGAGCACAAGCAAGCCCAAGCGGCCAAAGAGAAGAAGAAGAGGAGAAGGAGGAAGAAGAAGGCUGAAGAGAAUGCAGAGGGAGGAGAGUCUGCCCUGGGACCAGAUGGAGAGCCUAUAGAUGAAAGCAGUCAGAUGAGUGACCUUCCUGUCAAAGUGACUCACACAGAAACCGGCAAGGUCCUGUUUGGACCAGAAGCACCCAAAGCAAGUCAGCUAGACGCCUGGUUGGAAAUGAAUCCUGGUUAUGAAGUUGCCCCCAGAUCCGACAGUGAAGAGAGUGAUUCUGAUUACGAGGAGGAGGAUGAGGAGGAAGAGUCCAGUCGGCAGGAAACCGAAGAGAAAAUACUUCUGGAUCCAAACAGUGAAGAAGUCUCUGAGAAGGACGCUAAGCAGAUCAUUGAGACAGCUAAGCAAGACGUGGAUGAUGAAUACAGCAUGCAGUACAGUGCCAGAGGCUCCCAGUCCUAUUACACAGUGGCUCAUGCCAUCUCUGAGAGGGUAGAGAAGCAGUCCGCACUUCUCAUUAACGGGACCCUGAAGCAUUACCAGCUCCAGGGCCUGGAAUGGAUGGUUUCCCUGUAUAAUAACAAUUUGAAUGGAAUCUUAGCUGAUGAAAUGGGGCUGGGAAAGACCAUACAGACCAUUGCACUCAUCACUUAUCUGAUGGAGCACAAGAGACUCAAUGGCCCCUAUCUCAUCAUUGUUCCCCUUUCGACUCUGUCUAACUGGACAUAUGAAUUUGACAAAUGGGCUCCGUCUGUGGUGAAAAUUUCUUACAAGGGCACCCCCGCUAUGCGGCGCUCCCUUGUCCCCCAGCUACGGAGUGGCAAAUUCAACGUCCUCUUGACUACUUAUGAGUACAUUAUAAAAGACAAGCACAUUCUUGCAAAGAUUCGGUGGAAAUACAUGAUCGUGGAUGAAGGCCACCGAAUGAAGAAUCACCACUGCAAGCUGACUCAGGUCUUGAACACUCACUACGUAGCCCCCAGAAGGAUCCUCUUGACUGGGACCCCACUGCAGAAUAAGCUCCCAGAGCUCUGGGCCCUCCUCAACUUCCUCCUCCCCACAAUCUUUAAGAGCUGCAGCACAUUCGAACAGUGGUUUAAUGCUCCAUUCGCCAUGACCGGAGAAAGGGUGGACUUAAAUGAAGAAGAAACUAUAUUGAUCAUCAGGCGCCUGCAUAAGGUCCUGAGACCAUUUUUACUGAGGAGACUGAAGAAAGAAGUUGAAUCCCAGCUUCCAGAAAAAGUUGAAUAUGUGAUCAAGUGUGACAUGUCAGCUCUGCAGAAGAUUCUGUAUCGCCAUAUGCAAGCCAAAGGCAUCCUCCUCACAGAUGGUUCUGAGAAAGAUAAGAAGGGGAAAGGAGGUGCUAAGACACUUAUGAAUACUAUCAUGCAGUUGAGAAAAAUCUGCAAUCACCCAUAUAUGUUUCAGCACAUCGAGGAAUCCUUUGCUGAACACCUGGGCUAUUCAAAUGGGGUCAUCAAUGGGGCUGAGCUGUAUCGGGCCUCAGGAAAGUUUGAGCUACUUGAUCGUAUUCUGCCAAAAUUGAGAGCGACUAAUCACCGCGUGCUGCUUUUCUGCCAGAUGACGUCUCUCAUGACCAUCAUGGAGGAUUACUUUGCUUUUCGGAACUUCCUUUACCUGCGUCUUGACGGCACCACCAAGUCUGAAGAUCGUGCUGCUUUGCUGAAGAAAUUCAACGAACCUGGGUCCCAGUAUUUCAUUUUCUUGCUGAGCACAAGAGCUGGAGGCCUGGGCUUAAACCUUCAGGCAGCUGAUACCGUGGUCAUCUUUGACAGCGACUGGAACCCUCAUCAGGAUCUGCAAGCACAAGACCGAGCUCACCGCAUCGGUCAGCAGAACGAGGUCCGGGUGCUGAGACUCUGCACCGUGAACAGUGUGGAAGAAAAGAUCCUGGCAGCUGCCAAGUACAAGCUGAAUGUGGAUCAGAAGGUGAUCCAGGCGGGCAUGUUCGAUCAGAAGUCUUCAAGCCACGAGCGGAGGGAAUUCCUGCAGGCCAUAUUGGCACAUGAAGAGGAAAAUGAGGAAGAAGAUGAAGUACCAGAUGAUGAGACUCUGAACCAAAUGAUCGCUCGACGAGAAGAAGAAUUUGACCUUUUUAUGCGUAUGGACAUGGACCGGCGGAGGGAGGACGCUCGGAACCCAAAGCGCAAGCCACGCUUAAUGGAGGAAGAUGAGCUGCCCUCCUGGAUUAUUAAAGAUGACGCUGAAGUGGAAAGGCUUACAUGUGAGGAAGAGGAGGAGAAAAUAUUUGGUAGGGGGUCUCGCCAGCGCCGGGAUGUGGACUACAGCGACGCCCUCACAGAGAAGCAGUGGCUGCGGGCCAUUGAAGACGGCAAUUUGGAGGAAAUGGAAGAGGAAGUACGGCUUAAGAAGCGAAAAAGGCGAAGAAAUGUGGAUAAAGAUCCUGCAAAAGAAGAUGUGGAAAAAGCCAAGAAAAGAAGAGGCCGCCCUCCUGCUGAGAAGCUAUCACCAAAUCCCCCCAAACUGACAAAGCAGAUGAAUGCUAUCAUUGAUACUGUGAUAAACUACAAAGACAGUUCAGGGCGACAGCUCAGUGAAGUCUUCAUUCAGUUACCUUCAAGGAAAGAAUUACCAGAAUACUAUGAACUAAUUAGGAAGCCGGUGGAUUUCAAAAAAAUAAAGGAAAGAAUUCGUAAUCAUAAGUAUCGGAGCUUGGGCGACCUGGAGAAAGAUGUCAUGCUUCUCUGUCAUAAUGCUCAGACGUUCAACUUGGAGGGAUCCCAGAUCUAUGAAGACUCCAUCGUCUUACAGUCCGUGUUUAAGAGUGCGCGGCAGAAAAUUGCCAAAGAAGAAGAGAGCGAGGACGAAAGCAAUGAAGAGGAAGAAGAGGAAGAUGAAGAGGAGUCAGAGUCGGAGGCAAAAUCUGUUAAGGUGAAAAUCAAACUCAAUAAAAAAGAUGAGAAAGGUCGGGACAAAGGAAAAGGCAAGAAAAGGCCAAAUCGAGGAAAAGCCAAACCUGUUGUGAGCGAUUUCGACAGUGACGAAGAACAGGAUGAAAAUGAACAGUCAGAAGCAAGUGGGACUGAUGAUGAGUGAUUGAUAUGGACCUUUUUUUCCUUGGUAGAACUGAAUUCCUUCCUCCCCUCCCUCAUUUCUACCCAGUGAGUUCAUUUGUCAUAUGGGCACUGGGUUGUUUCUAUAUCGUCAUCAUAAAAACUAGCUUUAGGAUAGUGCCAGACAAACGUAUGAUAUCAUGGUGUAAAAAAACACACACACACACACACACACACACAAAUAUUUGUAACAUAUCGUGACCAAAUGGGCCUCAAAGAUUCAAAGAUGAAAACAAAGCUUUUGAUGGAAAAUAUGUGGGUGGAAAGUAUAUUUCUAUGGGUGGAUCUAAUUUGGUAAGUUUGAUUGUGCCUGGUUUUAUCACCUGUUCAGAUGAAAAGACUUUUUUUUUUUUUUUUUUUUUUUUUUUUUUUGCACUGGUAACCAGGAAGCCCUUACAGGAGAAGCCAUUAAAAGCCACUGGUUAUUUUAUUUUUCAUCAGGCAAUUUUCAAGGUUUUUAUUUGUUCGGUAUUGUUUUUUUUUACACUGUGGUUCAUAUAAGCAACUUUAAUAGGUGAUUAAUGUACAGUAGUUAGACUUCACCUGCAUAGACAUUUUUCCAUUUUAUGCUCUAUGAUCUGAAAAAAAAUGCUUUUUGAAUUGUAUAAGAUAUGUCUACUGUAAACAUUGCUUAAUUUUUUUGCUCUUGAUUAAAAAAGUUUUGUUGAAAACGCUAUUGAAUAUUGCAAUCUAUAUAGUGCAUUGGAUGGCUUUUUUUGUCAACCUGAUCUCUUAUGUUACCAAUGUGUAUCGUCUCCUCCCUAAAGUGUACUUAAUCUUUGCUUUCUUUGCACAAUGUCUUUGGUUGCAAGUCAUAAGCCUGAGGCAAAUAAAAUUCCAGUAAUUUCCAAGAAUGUGGUGUUGGUGCUUUCCUAAUAAAGAGAUAAUUUAGCUCAA
Molecule: messenger RNA, 5585 nt
Organism: Pteropus alecto (black flying fox)
Lineage: Eukaryota; Metazoa; Chordata; Mammalia; Chiroptera; Pteropodidae
Gene: SMARCA2
Product: SWI/SNF related, matrix associated, actin dependent regulator of chromatin, subfamily a, member 2
Exons: 32
Coding region: 1-4671 (1556 amino acids)
Biological process (GO): positive regulation of transcription by RNA polymerase II; chromatin remodeling
Cellular component (GO): nucleus; RSC-type complex
Molecular function (GO): ATP-dependent chromatin remodeler activity; ATP binding; histone binding
Source: RefSeq, a predicted model, not a curated record